AUGGCCAGUUAUAAUCCUAAAACCUACGACGGAAAACCUAACCCUGUAGAAUUUGAGGAUUGGGCAAGUAUGGAUAAAUUGUUUGAUGCUAUAAAUUGUCCUGAAAAAUGGAAAGUAGGAUUUGCUGUUUAUUAUCUAGUUGGGCAGGCAGAUCUAUGGUGGGAAACUGUGAAGGAAAGGAGAAAUAAUGAAGAUUUCGGAUGGACUCAGUUGAAGGAUCUUAUGAGAGCAAAAUUUUACCCAUCAGCCCUGAAAAGACAAAAAGAGGAAGAAUUUAAUCAAUUAGAGCAAGGCAAUAGUUACCAUGCUAGCAUUGAUAUGGCACCUUAUGAAGCUCCAUAUGGACGAAAAUGUAGAACCCCUUUAUCUUGGAGCGAUAUAGAUGAAUCAAAGAUAAUCGGACCUGAAAUGAUACAAGAAACAUCUGACAAGGUUCGAAUCAUUCAGGAGAAAAUGAGAACUGCACAGAGUCGUCAGAAAAGUUAUGCUGACCUUAAAAGAAGACAUGUAGAAUUGUCAGUAGGCGAGUCAGUAUUUCUAAAAAUUUUCCCUACCAGAGGAGUAGUGAGGUUUGGCAAAGCAAGAAAACUUCGUCAUAGAUACAUUGGGACAUUUGAGAUUAUCGAGAAAAUUGUAAGCGUAGCUUAUCGAUUAUCACUCCCUAGUGAAUUUUCUCGAAUUCAUGAUGUAUUCCACGUUUCACUUUUACGCCGAUAUAUACCAGACCCAUCCCAUAUUAUUACUAUACUCCCUGUUCGAGUUGGAGAAGAUUUGACUUAUGAAGAGCAACCUGUUCAAAUUUUAGAUCAUAAAGAUAAAGUACUACGCAACAAAGUAAUUCCGUUGGUAAAAGUGUUAUGGUCUAAUCACAUCGAAACAGAAGCUACAUGGGAAGUUGAACAGGAUAUGCGAGACAAGUACCCACACUUAUUUUAA
Molecule: messenger RNA, 936 nt
Organism: Beta vulgaris subsp. vulgaris (sugar beet)
Lineage: Eukaryota; Viridiplantae; Streptophyta; Magnoliopsida; Caryophyllales; Amaranthaceae
Exons: 2
Coding region: 1-936 (311 amino acids)
Source: RefSeq, a predicted model, not a curated record